AUGACGGGGACUUUGAGCAAGCGCCAGCAGGCGCGUAAUGAGGCGAUUCUCCAAGACCUGGUACAUUCCGUCCCAGGCAAUGACCAGUGCGCCGACUGUCACGCGCGAAAUCCAUCUUGGGCAUCAUGGAGCCUGGGAGUCUUCUUAUGUAUGCGCUGUGCUGCGAUACAUCGAAAGCUAGGCACGCACAUAUCCAAAGUCAAGUCGCUAAGCAUGGAUGCAUGGACGAAUGAACAAGUUGAUAACAUGCGAAAGGUCGGCAACACUACGUCGAACAAGAUAUACAACCCCGAGAACAAGACGGCAUCGGUGCCUAUUGACGUGGAUGAAGCAGACUCGGCCAUGGAGAGGUUCAUUCGCCAAAAAUAUAUCAAUACUGUCGCGGGCCAAGCUGGGAAGCUGAAAAAACCGCAGCUGGAUGAAGGAACUCCGCCACCGUUACCGCCCAAGAACUCCAAGUUCGGAUUCAGAUCGGCCUCGUCAAUAUUCCCACUGUCAUCGCGAGCGAAGAAGGAGGCCAAGGCAGCCGCUGCGCAAGAGCUUGCGAAUUCCAAUUCUUCAGCCAACCAUGGAAACCACGCAAACAAACAGUCCAAAGUCUUCGGAGCUUCUGUAGACUACGGCCAGGACGACACAGACAAGAAGCUGGCGAGACUACGAGACAUGGGCUUCCAGGACGACCAUCGAAAUGCAACCAUUCUAAAAGGAGUCAACGGCAACUUGGAACGUGCCGUUGAGGCGCUCGUUCGUCUUGGCGAAGGCGAGAGUUUGAGCGUGUCCCAGAAGGAAGCGACUCCAGAACGCCCAAUCACGGCUUCAGCAGCCUCUACGAAUCCGUUCGAUAUCUUCCCGCCUGCUCAGCCCCAGACGGCUCAUUCCACGGGGACACUCCAAACCAACAAUCCUUUCAUAAACUCGACGAAUCCCUAUGGAACACCAGCACAACAGGCCAGCCUUGUCACCCAAGCAUUCCAGAACAUGUCCCUGUCUCCGCAAGCUCAACCUCUUUUCCCCCAUCAUACUGGUGGAGUCAUCUCGACGCCCCAUCAGUACGCGAUGUACUCUCAGUCUCAGGCUACCCCGUCAAUGCCUCAGCAAUAUCAGAGCUUGAGCUUCCAGAAUAGCAUGACAUACCCUCAACCUGCCGCACAGCCCAUUGCACCACAGCAGACGGGCUACAAUCCAUUCUUCACGCAGGCACCGACCCAGCAGUUUCAGCAGCAGGCACCUCAACAAAGUUUGUCGCUCAACACCAACCAGGCUGCGGCAUAUGCGAACAAUCCCUUUACGCGAUCACCGACCAGGAUAUCGUCGCCUUCUCUCACCCAGAUUCCAGAGCAAUCUCUGCCUACCAUUUUCCAGGCCCCAACACCACUGCAGCAACACCUGACUGGAACGAAUCCCUUUUUGAACAAUGGCGUGCAGCACCCCCAGCAAGUGACGCAGCAACAACCUCAGUUUUAUGGACAGCAGCAGCAGCCUCAGUUUUAUGGACAGCAGCAACAACUACACCAGCAACAGCAGCAGCAGCAGCAAUAUUAUCAGCCUCAGCGUCAAGACAAGGCCUCCAUCCUCGCGCUAUAUGGCCAGCCGCAAGCAGCACGUCCCACGGUUUCUGAUCCCAACAUACACGCACAGACGCCAACUAUCCCAGAGGACAGACCCAUGCCAAUGCAGGCCAUGCAUUCUCCAGCAGCUCCGGCCCAGUCACCUCUGAGCGCGACACAGCCACUUGCAGGAAACAACAACCCGUUCAUGAAGAGCGGGCCUCCGGCAGUAGCUCCAGACCCCUUUGCCACGGAUCGCAAGAUUAGUAGAGAAAGCAUGAACCUGGGUAUGGACAUGGCAUGGACGAAUGGACGGCACAGCCCCGAUGCCUUUGCAAGCCUCAGUGCGAGACACGGUUGA
Messenger RNA from Trichoderma breve, 1908 nucleotides. Its product is annotated as putative GTPase activating protein for arf domain-containing protein. Gene Ontology annotation, molecular function: GTPase activator activity; protein binding. Lineage: Eukaryota; Fungi; Ascomycota; Sordariomycetes; Hypocreales; Hypocreaceae. The transcript has 5 exons. The record is from RefSeq and is a predicted model, not a curated record. Gene Ontology annotation, cellular component: Golgi apparatus. Bases 1 to 1908 code for a protein of 635 amino acids. Gene Ontology annotation, biological process: endoplasmic reticulum to Golgi vesicle-mediated transport; intra-Golgi vesicle-mediated transport; endocytosis.